GUGCAGAUCGACGCGCUGAACCCCCAGUGGAGCUCCUCGCUGGCCCUGGGGGUCACCGGGGCCCCCCCCGGGCGCUCCCCCCUCCCCGCCUGCGCCCACGGCCUCAAGCGCCCGGCCUGGAUCCUGCAGCGCCGCGCCGUCUUCCACAACGGCAGGAAGAUCCGUGAUCUCCCGGGUCCCAGCCUGGAGCUGCUCCCCGCGGGGACGGUUUUGGGGCUCCUCGUGGACGGCUCCGCGCGGCUUCACCUCUUCAUCAACGGCCGCGACCAGGGCGCCGUGGCCGGGGGGGUGCCCAGCCCCUGCUACGUCCUGCUGGACCUCUACGGGCAGUGCCAGCAGGUGACGAUCGUGGACGGGGGGGGCUCCCCCAGCGGGGACCCCCGGAGCCGGGGGGACGUGGAGAAAGCCGACGUGGUGGACGGCCGAAGCCGCGGCCGGAGGGGGGGGGGUGGCAGAAGUGGCCCCGGGCCUAUCACGGCACCAGCGCCGGCGCCGUUCCGGGAGCCGGGCUGGCCGCGGCCCCGGGGGGCUCAGGUGGCCUUUGAGGUUUGGGUCCGUCCGGGCUCGUUCCGGGCCGGGCCCCCCUCGCUGAGCCCCCCGCCCGCCCUGGAGCCCCCCCAGGGGCUGGACCCCGGCCAGCUGGAGUGGGUGACCAAGGAGCCGGGGGCCACCGUGCUGGCCGGGCUGCUGGUCCGCGUGGACUGA
Messenger RNA from Pseudopodoces humilis (Tibetan ground-tit), 705 nucleotides. The record is from RefSeq and is a predicted model, not a curated record. Lineage: Eukaryota; Metazoa; Chordata; Aves; Passeriformes; Paridae.